CUCCGGCAAAAGCAAUAUGGCUGCGCCCCUCGUAAACAAUUUUGAAGUGCCCUCAUGGGCAGGGAAGCCACCACCAGGUUUGCAUUUGGAUGUUACUAAAGAUGGCAAAAUGAUACAGAAACUUAUGAUAGAUGAAAAGAAGUGCUACUUUUUUGGUCGAAACAAACAGCUCUGUGAUUUUGCCAUCGACCAUUCAUCAUGCUCUCGUGUCCAUUCAGCUUUGGUGUGGCAUCGGCACCUGAACCGUCCUUUUAUUAUAGACUUAGGCAGCACACAUGGGACUUUUAUUGGACACAUUCGUCUUGAGACCAGAAAGCCACAGCAGGUCCCCUUGGACAGUGAAAUUCACUUUGGAGCAUCCACACGUGUCUAUAUUAUACGUGAGCGUCCUCAACCUCUUGGUCCUGGAGGCCUUGAAGAUGAUGGGGGAAAACAGAUGGAGAAAGAAGGAAACUUGCUGGGACUCCCAGAAUCAGAGACUGAGUUGGAUAACUUGACAGAGUUUAAUACAGCUCACAAUCGUCGCAUUGCAUCUCUAGCUGAGGUAGUUGAUGUGCCAAACCCUUUGAAACGUAAACCUAAAACUACACAUGUAUCAUUUGCUGAUGAAGAGGAGGUUAUCAACCCAGAGGAUGUGGAUCCCUCGAUAGGUCGGUUUCGUAACCUGGUGCAGACAACAGUCAUCCCUAAUAAGAGAUCCAAGCUGGACAUUGGGAGUGGCGUGGGCGUUGAUGCAGGCAACAAACGGCUGCAUGGCAUGGGUCUUAAUACCUCACAUCUUUAUGGUGACCUGCCAGGACCAGGAGGGGGAUCUGUGCUAGCCCAUCCAUUUUUUUCUGCUGGCAGGCUGGGCAUCCCCGUGCCAAAUCUUGCUCCUGACGUAGAGCAUGAACCAGCUCCACCACCAGUUGUCCCCGCCCCUCUUCCAUUUGUCCCCGAAGAUACACCAAAAGAACCACGCAAGAAGAAGUAUGCAAAAGAAGCGUGGCCAGGCAAGAAGCCAACACACAGUCUAUUGGUUUAAGAGGGAAAAACAUUGCAUCUCUUGUCUUUGCAUCAGAGUGGAUGGUUUGGGCAAUACUUCAGUGAAUUUUUAUGCGUUGCUGUCUGAGUAACACCUGAACAAUAACAAUGAUAUUUGUUAAAGAUGUAAGCCCACAGGGUAGGUGAUUAGACAUGCUUGACAUUAAAAAAGUUGAUUUUAUGUAUGGUUUGUAUGACAGACAAAUGUGACCAAAGAGAUAACUUCACCAUAACAUCAUCAUAUAUUGAAGCAUUUUGAACACAGACAUUAUCCUGCUGAAAUACAGCUGAAUGGGAUUGGCUGCGAGCUGGAGACUCUUUUUUUUCGUCUGCACUUUUUUUUCCCUAUAAAAAUGGUAGAUAAUCUGUGUGCCCAAGAGGAUCAGAAAGAGAAGAAUAAUGUCAUGGGCUACUCAUCGUUUAUUAUUCAGAAAAUAUUUUAGCCUGUAUAGUUGAAGAAUGGGAAAAAGAAGAGAUAUUUUUACUAUUUAAUAUGGAAGGGAAGUAUGGGGCAUUUUGUUUUGCACUGAACCUGCAGCGAAGACUGUAUCACCGAAUAGCAACUAGGCUGUAAAACAGGUGCCAUGUGUGGAUGAAGUACAGUGAGAGGAUAUCUGAACCCAGGACGCCUGAUUCUCACUGUAUUGGUGAUAAGCACUGAACUCAUUCAGAAUGUCAGGUUAUGCAUAUGGAUUGUUAAUGUUCGUCUUUGCAGUGGCAACCCAACUGAUUGAGUUAAUCAUUUCAUCCCUGGACUCCUUGUUUACUAUAGUAAAGUUAAAAAUAACUUGUUUAUUCUACACACAGUAGCAAUUUGUAAAUUUUGACUCGUAUGUUGGUUUUCCUAUACUUAACAUUUUUGUCUUAAUUAUCAGUUCUGCUUGGAAUUAUAUUUCUUUUUAUUAAACAAAAAAACUAGACCAGGAGUGUGGUAAUCCUAAAUAUCUUCUGCACCAACUGGCAGGACUUAAGCUAAUAUGUUUCCAGGGGCUGUAGUUAUGAAGCAAGACUAAGUCAUUUCCCCAGAGUAGAAUUGAGAAAUCAACAAAAAGCUUGUUUUUUAGUUACAGUGUGAUGCCUAGACCCAUGGACACCUAACUUCAUAUUUCCUUACCCCAGGUAUCUUGGGCACUGCUUAUAACUACAACUUCAGGAAUAAAAAAAUCUGCUGGGUCUGGACAAAUUACUUUGUAAACAAGACACUUAUCCUUAAAUUCCUCAUAUUACCCAGGGCAACGAUUUGCCCUUGCUAAAUAACUACGGCUUCUGGGUAGCUUUUAUUAAAGUAGUCCAGCUGAUCACUCACCUUCCUGCUGUAGUGGGGUAGUCUCAACAGAAAAAGCUUGGGCAUAAAGGGUUUUGAAGCACUUGCUGUAACUCCUGUUCUACAUGAAACUCUAGUGUUUACAGUGGUAGCAGAAGGAAGUAGACCUGAUGUAACACUGUGUAAAUUCCAGCUGUAACUCUGAGAUUGGUUGUAUGCAGCCCUCCACUUCCCCACUGUUGGUACUUUCAAAUAGUUCUUAAUACAUUGGAGUCUGCAUCCUGCUGACUUGCAGGUAUUCUUUAUCCUCAUCUCCAUCAUAAUUUUUUCUGCAUUGCUAUCACUACCAGCACAAUACUGCCAUAAGACAUUUUUGUCAUCAGAAAUAUUGCUAGUACAGGUGAAAUAGUGCACUCCAGCACACAGCCUUUGCAGAUCUGUUGGUGUCAGUCACGUUGCAUUCAAGAAUGAAAAGCCUAGAUACUCUUUUCGCUCAAAUGCCCUUGAAUCUCAACAUUUAGCACAAAGGGUGUGACGCAGUACAGGAAUGGUAAUUGUGUCCUUGACAGAAGUAUGUCCUGUGUGAUGAUUCUUUUCCAUUUGGAUAUGUCGAGAGUGACAGUGACAGCCUAUUUCCACAAAGACCUCAACCCACACUCAUCAGCAACUGUUUAGUCUUCUCCAACUUGUUUUGGGUGUUUAUGUAAUGAGUGUUAUGCAUGUUCUGCUUGACAGCAUGGCAAAUAUUUCUAGCCUCAGCUAAUGUUACCCAUGUUUUUCCCUUCUGAGAUGGAACAUACUUCCUGAGAAAUAUUUGCCAUUUAUGUAAUCUGUACAGUUUAUGCCAAAAUAACUGUUCAUAGAACAGUCACAUGCGGUUUUCAAAAGAAAAAUUGCUUUCUUUGAUGGUCAUACUAUUCCCAGUGAAAAACAUGCAGUCACCCAACAUUAGAAUCAUAUGAUCAUGCUGCUGUAUCAUCAAUACAUGUUCAGAAACAGACACUAGGUGUUAGCCUGGAACACAGUUCCAAUGUGAUGAAAACUCGCAUUAAGAAAUAUUUCCUUUAGACCAUUUACUUGCACUUUUCUCCUUUCAUGUUCAGUGGUUCAGAAGUGUGUGUGUGAGGGGGAGGGGGGCAGUUUUGUUUCUUUGCAAAUGCAUGUGUGCAAAUUUGCAUUUUAAUUGUUUUGUAGCAUGUUGCUACUGUAAGACAUCGUUAUACAAAGUCAGGUAUUGAAGUGACUUUCAAAUGCUUCAACUUUGAUGCUGCAGUGGACUUUGCUGAUCUUUUAACACAUAUAUAAAAUCCUAUGUGAAACCUGUCUGAACCUUUUUCCUCAAUAGCAAAAGGACACCUUGCUGAGUGAAUGAGGAAUGUCCGGCAAAGAACACUUGAGUCUAGUGUCUAGUGCUAACAAAAUGGGUUACCUGCCCUUGGCCAACAUUUAUGAUGCUACAGACAACUCAUUUUGUGGUUAUAUUUUUACAAUCUAGAAUUUGUCAAUAAAACUGUUUUAAAAUGUA
Messenger RNA from Pomacea canaliculata, 3812 nucleotides. RefSeq names its product nuclear inhibitor of protein phosphatase 1-like. The coding region runs from base 17 to 1024 and encodes 335 amino acids. The transcript has 7 exons. Gene Ontology annotation, cellular component: nuclear speck. The record is from RefSeq and is a predicted model, not a curated record. Gene Ontology annotation, molecular function: protein binding; protein serine/threonine phosphatase inhibitor activity; mRNA binding. NCBI's taxonomy places the organism in Eukaryota, Metazoa, Mollusca, Gastropoda, Architaenioglossa, Ampullariidae.